AUGGAUUCAAAACUAUUGGAAAAUUCAAAUCCAAAGCUAUAUCUGAAGUCAGAGGACAGACAGACCACGACUGACGAGGAAGACGACCGACUCGUCGAUGAGAUCGACGCGCGCGAAGUGUUUGAUCUGAUCCGUGGUAUCCGAGACCCGGAGCACCCGUUCACUUUGGAACAGCUGAAUGUGGUGUCCGAAGACAAGUGUGAAGUGGAUCUGCAGAGGAAUAUAUGCAGUGUUUGGUUCACUCCCACUAUAGACCACUGCUCGAUGGCCACACUCAUCGGACUGUCCAUUCAGGUGAAACUGAUCCGCUCUCUGCCCGAACACUUCAAAAUCGAUGUCUAUAUCACACCCGGAAGUCACGCCACCGAAGAGGCGGUCAAUAAGCAGUUGGCAGACAAGGAGAGAGUGGCGGCCGCUCUCGAGAACCAGCACUUGCUUGAAGUGGUCAACCAGUGUCUCGUAGACUCCUUCUGA
Oppiella nova is the source of this 474-nucleotide messenger RNA. Lineage: Eukaryota; Metazoa; Arthropoda; Arachnida; Sarcoptiformes; Oppiidae. The record is from the annotation of a GenBank genome assembly.